GCCGCCUCCUUCAUUUGUUUCCAAAUUUAGCACUCAUAGACUCAGAGACUCCCCCCCCCACAGGAAAAACCCAUUAAACUAUUUUCAGCCUCACAUCACCUUUCUUCAUCUGGGCUGACUUGAUUUCCUGAAUCAGAAACUGGGUCUUGAUCACUUUCUUAACUAGUCCAUCACAAGAACAAGUCUCCAUGGAUUGGUAUUUCGGGAAUGGAAUUGAUGACCUUGUUGUUCCAAAUGAUGGAGGAUCUGACAGGCUUCCAUCACCAGAUAGCUGGUCAAAAUGGGGAAUAAGUGCAUCUGAGUACUUUCCUAAUAAAUGUUUUUCCAUGUAUCCACAAUUCAGUAAAGAACUCAACUUCAGCAGUGGGAAAGGUUUAUUUGAUGAAGGUGAGAUGGGAACUUCUGCUAAUGACAGAGAUCUAUCCAGCAGUUCAAGUGUUUGUGAAGGAUUGUCUGAGGGCUCUCUUCAGAAGACCUCACUUUCCUACAAUCGGGCCUACAAUCAACUUGAGGACGUAGCAGGACUACAACAGAUGGAUGACAUUUUCUUGAGUUCCUUACUUGAUGAUCUUCCUGGGGCAGAAAAUGUACAUAAAUCGUCGUUUUAUUUUCGCUCUGAUUCCAGUGGCAUGUUAGCCAGUGACAGUAUCUCGACUAGUAUGAAUUUGGAAUCACAAAGUAUUUCAAGCAGUGUUCACAGUGCUGGCAGCUCAAAGUAUCUCAAAACUCAUGCAUUUUCACCAGAAUUGGGUUCAGAGAAGGGGCAUACCACUACUUCACAGUUCAGUCCAUGCAACUCAGAGCAAAAAGACUCUCCACCAGUAAAGGCACGAACGGUUAGACUCAUGUCUCCAUCUGAGCAAGGGUGCAUGCCUAGUGGUGUGGAUGAGGAAACAUCAGUUGAAGAAUCUGUAUUGCAGGAGCUGGAAAUGGUGAUGACACAGUUGACCAAAAAGACCCGAAUCUGUUUUCGAGAUGCUUUAUACCGCCUUGCCGAUAACUCAAAAGGAAAUCCAGUUUCCCAGAGCCAAGAUGGAGACCUUGCUGUUGAAGAACUGUCUUCAUGGGCAGCACAUGAUGAAACAACGAGGUCUGGGAGCAAGGAAGGCACAGAAUCAGAGACAAACACCAUUGACCGUGCAAUUGCAAACCUCAUGUUUAAUGAGAUAGACUUCAAUGCACAAGACCUUUCUGGAGGAUCAUCAUCAGACUCCAAACAUGAAAUCAAUGGAGUGUCUUGUCAACAACAAUCUGACAACCCCUGCCGGCUACAAAUCUCUCAUUCGCAUCGCAAUUCAGUUUUACCACAUGAUGCUGAGGUUCCUAUACUUGGUCAAAGAGACGUGCAUAAAAGUUUCUCAACAAGUAAUGCUGGUGGAAAGAGGAAGACUCCAAUGAGUGAGUUUGGGUCUGCAACUGAGUUCUAAAAGGCCAUUUGAAGAGUGGCAUGACGGGAAGGAUCCGGUGGUCAAAGAACUUUAAAGAAAUUACUCUAAAGAUCAUUCAUGAGUUGCUUGUACAUAUACCCCAUAUAGUUAGUGUGCAAUGUUUAAAGAUUUGCUGGAUCCAUACGUUCAGCUCAGUUUUGAUCGGCAUGUAAAUGAGUGGAUUUAAUGUAGUAGCUUGUUAUAGACAUGGAUUUAUGUUUCUGUAAUGAAAACUAGUGCUACUAUUGUACUACUUCAUUCUGUUAUAUUCGGAA
This is a messenger RNA of Rosa chinensis, 1702 nucleotides long. Its product is annotated as protein LNK3. The transcript is spliced from 6 exons. Gene Ontology annotation, biological process: regulation of DNA-templated transcription; circadian rhythm. Bases 189 to 1427 code for a protein of 412 amino acids. The record is from RefSeq and is a predicted model, not a curated record. Lineage: Eukaryota; Viridiplantae; Streptophyta; Magnoliopsida; Rosales; Rosaceae.